CAGAUGAUGAGAUUGGGUCAUCAGCUGCAGACAGACAGGUGUGGUCCGCGGUGAGACAUUCCGACCGGAGCGGUGAUCUACAGACGACGUCAACAAGACCCGGUGACGGAGCACCGAGUACAACUAAAGCACCACAACACCUUCUUUAAACUGAAGUGAGAUCUCAUCGACUCGUCACCCAAACACCGGAGGAAGUGAAGAGAGAUCAGAGACCAGCUUGAAGGAACCUCAGCAGAGGAGAAGAGGAACGUCUCUGUUUCUCGCUUCUUUAUUUUAUUUUGAAGGGUUGGAGUUAAUGAGUGAGUGGUGGAGAAGCUCAGGACAAUAACUGAAUUCAUGAUCGUCAGAGGAACAACCACAAAGUGCCAAACCCCCCCGAUCACGUGUGGCCUUUAUCUGUGAAGACGCUGCAUUCAAUGAGGGCGGGAGGAGGGAGCGUCCACGCUGCACUGACACUACUGUGAAUGUCAAAACCGAUGAGUCGUCUCGAGUUGGAAACCCCCCGCUGGAGCGUUGUUGGGUGGAACUGGAACUAAGGUGGAAGCACGUGGCCGCAUGAACCAUGAACGCAGCACUCUGCAGCAGCGCUCCGUUUUCUGCCGGCUGCUGUGGCUCCUCUGCGAGGAUGACGUGAGCGUCUGAAGGUUAACGGGAUAAAACUACAAAAGCUACAAAAGUGCAGAAAUUCAACUGGAAUGUCCUCUUAUUGGCUCGGGGAUCUUUGGACAAACUGUUGUGCUGCUCUGAGCUCGUAGCAUCGGGAGGUGGAGGAAACCGGACCGCUGUGGGGGGAUCAGGAGAAUCUCCUCCUCCUAUGAAACUGAUUCUACGUGGAGAUCCAGUGAGACGCCUUCCAGAUGGCAGGGAAGGACUACAAUCAUCUCUUUAAACUGCUCAUCAUCGGAGACUCCAAUGUGGGGAAAAGCAGCCUUCUGCUCCGCUUCGCAGACAGCUCCUUCUCUGGCAGCUACAUCACCACCAUCGGUGUGGACUUUAAGAUCCGAACAGUCGACAUCGAUGGAGAGCGGGUCAAGCUGCAGAUCUGGGACACGGCGGGUCAGGAGCGGUUCAGAACCAUCACGUCAACGUACUACAGGAACACCCACGGGGUCAUUAUUGUCUACGACGUGACCAAUCCAGAGUCCUUUGUGAAUGUUAAGAGGUGGUUAAAUGAAAUCUCCCAGAACUGUGACAACGUCUGCAAGAUCCUGGUGGGAAACAAAAACGACGACCCAGCCAGGAAACGGGUGGAUACCCAGGAUGCAGUGCGUUUUGGGGAGUCGAUGGGGGUCCGUGUGUUUGAGACCAGUGCCAAAGAGAACAUUAACGUAGAAGAGAUGUUCAUGACCUUCACUCACAUGGUGCUCCGGGCCAAGAAGCAGAGCCAGAACCGAGCGGAGAGGGAGCGAGAGCGGGAGAAGGACACGGUCAACAUCAACGCCCAGAGAGACCGAGACCGCAGGAAGAGAGGGAGGAAGUGCUGCUGAGCCUCGAGAACGGACUCGCGAGAAGCAUUCAGAUCGGGAAGAGGGGCCUUAGUUAGGAGACAAGUGUUGCGUGUCUCAAGCUGCAGGUGUGACUGUUUGAGACCACCGCUCAUCAUUCACUGGAGGCAGAGGGACUGAGUCUGUCAGCACUGACUGCAUGAAGCAGCCUGGAGGUUCAAGAGUUAAAGGAUCAUUCUGGUGUUUUCUGACGUUUCAGCUCAUUUACGACCAAUCGCAUUUUAAAAAGCAGGCUGUUGAGAGGUUGCAACUAACGGGCCAGAUUACCAAAUCGGUUCCUCGUGUCCUCACUGACCCGUGAUGCUGUUCAUUGGUGCACAGAUGAGGUUUGGAGCACAUGUACAAACACUUGAUUUGAAUGAGCUUUAAGCCGUCAACUAUCUACUGUAAGGUUCUAGGAAUGAUGAAUUAUUAACUAACCACUAACACCAGAAAGCAGUGAAAAGUGUCGUCAGUUCCCAUGGUGAUGCCACCAGAACCCCAAAACAUCUGGGUCAAGACAUUUCACCUGUAGUUACCACAAGUUAUUGUAUGUGGUGAGGAGGUUCAUGGUCACCAGAGGAUGAAUCCCUCCAGCCUUUGCUUCAUCACUGGCAUUAAAUUAAACUUUCCACUUAGACAAUAAGUUUUCUAGUUCAUGAAAUGUAGUGAACCCCUUCGUCCCUAGAGGAGGAACCCCAUCGUCCCUAGAGGAGGAACCCCAUCGUCCCUAGAGGAGGAACCCCAUCGUCCCUAG
Messenger RNA from Anarrhichthys ocellatus (wolf-eel), 2241 nucleotides. RefSeq names its product ras-related protein Rab-35. The coding region runs from base 858 to 1487 and encodes 209 amino acids. Lineage: Eukaryota; Metazoa; Chordata; Actinopteri; Perciformes; Anarhichadidae. The record is from RefSeq and is a predicted model, not a curated record. Gene Ontology annotation, molecular function: GTPase activity; GTP binding. The transcript has 7 exons.